Messenger RNA from Carica papaya (papaya), 1246 nucleotides. The record is from RefSeq and is a predicted model, not a curated record. NCBI's taxonomy places the organism in Eukaryota, Viridiplantae, Streptophyta, Magnoliopsida, Brassicales, Caricaceae.
AGAACCCUAAAAGAAAAGCAGCGAAAAUGCCGGAGCUACCGGAGGUGGAGGCGGCCAGGAGAGCGAUAGAGGAGAAUUGCUUGGGGAAGAAGAUAACGAGAGCGAUAAUAGCGAACGACUCCAAAGUGAUUGAUGGCGUGUCAGCAUCUGAUUUCGAGUCCUCGAUUUUGGGAAAGACAAUCGUCUCUGCCAACCGCAAGGGCAAGAACCUCUGGCUCCACCUUGAUUCCCCUCCUUUUCCGUCCUUUCAGUUUGGGAUGGCAGGAGCUAUAUAUAUUAAGGGGGUUGCAGUUACUAAGUAUAAAAGGUCUACUGUCAAAGAUUCUGAUGAAUGGCCUUCCAAGUACUCAAAAUUUUUUAUUGAACUAGAUGAUGGUCUGGAGCUAUGUUUCACUGACAAGAGGAGAUUUGCUAAAGUUCGCUUGCUCAAAGAUGUACUACCUACUUUAGUACCUCCGAUCUCUGAUCUUGGCCCUGAUGCUUUAUUGGAGCCUAUGGCAAUUAAUCAAUUUUCCGAAUCUCUAAGCAAGAAAAAACUUUCCAUUAAAGCUCUAUUACUUGAUCAGGGUUAUAUUUCAGGCAUUGGAAACUGGAUUGCUGAUGAAGUGCUGUACCAAGCUAGAAUUCAUCCUCUCCAGGUUGCUGCCAGCCUGUCCAAAGAACAAUGUGCAGCUUUACACAAGUGCGUCAAGGAGGUCAUUGAAAAGGCACUUGAAGUUGGGGCAGACAGUAGUCAGUUUCCUAGUAAUUGGAUCUUUCAUUCCCGUGAAAAGAAGCCUGGCAAGGCUUUUGUUGAUGGAAAGAGAAUUGAUUUUAUCAGUGCCGGUGGCAGGACAACAGCUUAUGUACCAGAAUUGCAAAAGCUGAGUGGAAACCAAGCUAAAAAAGCUGCGGUUAAACCAGAAAAGCAAACUGUAAAAAGAAAAGGAAGUAAGGAUGAUGAGGAGGAAGAAAGUGAGGAUGCAGACGAUAAAGCCAAAUUGAAACAAGUCGCGGAAUCAAGAGGUCGUAGCAAGAAACCUCCAGUGAAAAGAAAAUCCAGUGAGAGUGACGAAAGUGAUGACUCUAACAAUGAUGAGAGCGAUAAGAAUGGUGAUCAGAAAAAGAAAUCUCAAAAGGUGACAAGCAGUAGAAAGAACAAAUUAGCAAAGACACCCAAGAGAAAAGUAACUGGUCCAAAUAACAAGAAUUCCCAGUGGAAAAAGUAGUUUGCAGUUAUUGGAAGGUAAGUUUCGGAAGAACAAAA